Molecule: messenger RNA, 801 nt
Organism: Aspergillus wentii DTO 134E9
Lineage: Eukaryota; Fungi; Ascomycota; Eurotiomycetes; Eurotiales; Aspergillaceae
Product: SDR family oxidoreductase
Exons: 1
Coding region: 1-801 (266 amino acids)
Cellular component (GO): intracellular anatomical structure
Molecular function (GO): oxidoreductase activity, acting on NAD(P)H, oxygen as acceptor
Source: RefSeq, a predicted model, not a curated record
AUGCCCAUCUCCAUUCCCCAGAGCAACAGCCUCGCCGACCUCUUCAGCCUGAAGGGCAAGGUUGUCGUUGUCACUGGCGCUUCUAAUCCUAAUGGGAUCGGCUUUGAAGCUGCCCGAGGAUGCGCCGAGAUGGGCGCCGAUGUGGCCAUCACCUACUUCGGCCGCGAGGACAGCGCCAACCAGAAUGCUGAGAUCCUCACCAAAGAAUAUGGCGUCAAGGCACAGGCCUACCGCCUCGAUAUCCGCGACUUUGCCACCACCAAGGCUGUCAUCGACUCGGUCAUCGGUGACUUUGGCAAGAUCGACGGUUUCAUUGCCAACGCCGGUCAGGCAGCCGAUGCCGGUGUGCUGCAGGGCAGCGUGGACGACUGGAUGCAGGUGAUCCAGGUCGACCUGAACGGGACAUUCCACUGCGCAAAGGCAGUCGGCGAGCAUUUCAAGCAGCGUGGCACAGGAUCCUUUGUGGUGACGUCCUCCAUGUCUGGUCACAUUGCCAACUUCCCUCAGGAACAAACAUCUUACAAUGUGGCCAAGGCUGGAUGUGUGCAUCUGGCCAAGUCGCUGGCCAACGAAUGGAGAGAGUUUGCCAGAGUCAACUCCGUGUCGCCUGGAUACAUUGACACUGGACUGUCAGACUAUAUUCCCCAGGACACCAAGGAUCUGUGGAGGUCGCUGAUUCCCAUUGGGAGAAAUGGCGUGUCCAAGGAGUUGAAGGGUCUUUAUGUCUACUUGCUGAGUGACGCAAGCACUUAUACUACCGGUGCGGAUAUCCUGGUCGAUGGAGGUUACACUGCGCGGUAA